This is a messenger RNA of Kogia breviceps (pygmy sperm whale), 3839 nucleotides long. RefSeq names its product GA binding protein transcription factor subunit beta 1 (gene GABPB1). Gene Ontology annotation, molecular function: protein binding; transcription cis-regulatory region binding. The record is from RefSeq and is a predicted model, not a curated record. NCBI's taxonomy places the organism in Eukaryota, Metazoa, Chordata, Mammalia, Artiodactyla, Physeteridae. Gene Ontology annotation, cellular component: nucleus. Gene Ontology annotation, biological process: positive regulation of transcription by RNA polymerase II.
AAGGCUACCCCAAAUCAGUAGACAACAUGUAUUUCAUUUGUUUGUAAACUCUUCUAGAUUAAAAUCUUGGCACUCUCUCGCAUAUUCCCAAUUCCUAGAUAUAGGAAGCCAAAAAUUGUAAGGUUAGAAGGUUGGAAAAGUCAUUCCCAGGCUCAUCUGUUAAAAAACAUUACCAGCGUGGUGGGUAUUUUAGCAAAAUCAUCACAAUUUAAACUCGUAAGACUCUUACUUUGUAAAUCACCAUCCACAAAUAAACUUUUGCUGCUUUCUUAAUAAAAUACAACACAACAAAAAUCUUGACAUUCCAGCCACGGAAAAACAAGACUUCUACCUCUGAGGUGACAGUAAUCCAAGGGAAUUCGGCGAGCAGUUACGAAAGGUCUACGAAGUAUAAGGCAUCAAAAGAAUGUUUAAGGGAAAAAAAAAGGCGGGGGGUGGCUACAGGAAUAUGUACGUUUUCGUCACGAACUUGACUUGUUCAGUUUAGGUGAAGUGGAGAAAUAACAUCCGUAGUUCCGCCCCUUGUACCUCAACAGCGACUCCUGUCCCAGUCAGCCUAGUGGAAUCUAGGGCCGCUUCAAGUUAAAUCCUAGCUUUCUCACUGCCCUUCCGUCUCCCAGGACUCUGCUAGAUGGCUCAGCUUAAUCAGGAAGGAGUCAGGAUUUCCCGUCUCUCAGCUUUCAUGCCGAAGACAUAGCGUUAGCACACGCACUUCAGCCUCCCACUCCUAGCCCCGCAUAAAGUGGCGGGAAGGCUAGGUGGCCGGCCUGCGGCCCCGCCGCGCACAUGGCCGGCCGCAGCUCCUACCCCCGUGCCGCGCAGGCGCCGGGCGAGCCGGGACUUGCGGUCGCCGACAGCGGAUCAUUCCGCCGCUUUCUUUGUGUGGCUCAAGUUCUAGAAAUGGCAUAUUUUCCUCCCCUUUGUUAAAAAGAAAAAUCAGGCCGUCUCGCCCCCUUCCUCCCGCCGGAAUGGGAUCGGGGAGUGGGUGGGAGAGGGAUCUGCUGACCAGGGCAGGGGCGGAAAGGCUCAGACGAGGGGCUGACGAGGGCCGGGUCCGGGAGGGAUGCUGGGAGCUUUGACUCACUCGCACACCAUGUGUCCCUCCGCGCGCAGCACGGGGGACUUUUCGGUGGGGAUUUUGGGCGCCGACCAGACGCGGCAUUUUCGGAAAAUAGCGCCCUGUGCAGCUGAAGCGCUUUGUGUUUAGCUGGGCCGCGUCAGCCCGGCCGGGUACGAGGCGCCUCGGGUCCCCGAACCACCUCCUGCUGCUCCCCGGUCGCCGCUCCCGAAGCUUUUCCAGAUGUCCCUGGUAGAUUUGGGAAAGAAGCUUUUAGAAGCGGCUCGAGCAGGUCAAGAUGAUGAAGUUCGUAUUUUGAUGGCUAAUGGAGCUCCUUUUACUACAGACUGGCUGGGAACUUCUCCACUUCAUCUAGCAGCACAAUACGGACAUUAUUCCACCACAGAAGUACUACUCCGAGCUGGCGUAAGUAGGGAUGCCAGAACCAAAGUGGACCGAACACCGCUGCAUAUGGCAGCUUCUGAGGGCCAUGCCAGCAUAGUGGAGGUUUUGCUUAAGCAUGGCGCUGAUGUCAAUGCAAAGGACAUGUUGAAGAUGACAGCUCUACAUUGGGCCACAGAACACAAUCAUCAAGAGGUGGUGGAACUCUUAAUCAAAUAUGGUGCUGAUGUACACACACAAAGUAAAUUUUGUAAAACUGCGUUUGAUAUUUCAAUAGACAAUGGGAAUGAAGAUUUAGCAGAGAUACUACAGAUUGCUAUGCAGAACCAAAUCAACACAAACCCAGAGAGUCCCGACACUGUGACGAUACAUGCUGCAACACCACAGUUUAUCAUUGGACCUGGAGGGGUGGUGAACCUAACAGGUCUGGUAUCUUCAGAAAAUUCAUCCAAGGCAACAGAUGAAACAGGUGUAUCUGCUGUUCAAUUUGGAAACUCCUCUACAUCAGUAUUAGCUACAUUAGCUGCCUUAGCUGAAGCAUCUGCUCCAUUGUCCAAUUCUUCAGAAACUCCAGUAGUGGCUACGGAGGAAGUAGUUACUGCAGAAUCUGUGGAUGGUGCAAUUCAGCAAGUAGUUAGUUCAGGGGGUCAGCAAGUCAUCACAAUAGUUACAGAUGGAAUUCAGCUUGGAAAUUUGCACUCCAUUCCAACCAGCGGAAUAGGUCAGCCCAUCAUUGUGACUAUGCCAGAUGGACAACAAGUAUUAACAGUACCAGCAACAGACAUUGCUGAAGAAACUGUUAUAAGUGAAGAACCACCAGCCAAGAGACAAUGUAUUGAAAUAAUUGAAAACCGGGUGGAGUCUGCAGAAAUAGAAGAGAGAGAAGCUCUUCAGAAACAGCUGGAUGAAGCUAAUCGAGAAGCACAAAAAUAUCGACAGCAACUUCUAAAGAAAGAACAGGAAGCAGAGGCCUACAGACAGAAAUUAGAAGCUAUGACUCGUCUUCAGACUAAUAAAGAAGCUGUUUAAUUGAAAUGAACAUAUAGUUUGAGUUUACUUUUGGUCAAGAAAGAAUACAGUCUUGAACUGCACCCAGUAAGGUGCAGUCAUGGGAAGACAGGAUAAUAAAAGAGACUGCAGCUUGAUAAUUGGACUUAAGCCAUGAGCUCUGAAUUCUUGUAACAUAAAACUUUACUUUAGAAGUUGUGAAAUGUAUUUAAAACUGAAUUCUGUAAAUAGUUUUUUUUUUACAGUUCCAAAUGAGUUGAUAAAGAUUGUUGAAAAGAUCCCAAAACACAAUAAGCCACUGUUUUUUGUGAAUUCUUUUUGAUUUUAGUACAAACCUUAAUUUCUCAGAAACAGAACAGUUUUAAGGGUGAUCGUUGUUGAUUAGACCAAAUGUUGUGUAAUAAUUAUGUGGUGGACUGAUGCUGGAAUUGCUCCUGUAGGUAUAAACUUCUAUAUCAAGAGAAGAUUUCUCCCAGGAAAUCUUGUACAGCUUUAAGUUGUCUCAGAUUCUCUGAAAACAUUUUUUAGAAAGCAAAUUUUUAUAUUUGUUCAAUUUCAGCUAUACCCAAGUAGAUUUACAUGUAUAUGAAGCAAAUAUUUUUAAAACUUUCGUUUGUACAUAUUCUGCAUGUUUUAUAAUUUCAAAAUGUAUCACUUGCAUCGGUAUUUUUCCCACAAAGAUGAUGAAAGUUACUAGGAAAGAAAGAAACCCUUUUAUUCUAUAGGUCAUUGAAACUAAGUAAGCUAGCAGCUGGUUUUAUUGGAACGACAAUGUUCUUGGAAGGAGCAGCUUACAAGAUACCUUGAAUUUGCAAACUGCAAAAUCUAUGCUUUUUUGAAAAUUUCAUAGUGGGGACGUGAAACUAUUCUGUGCCUUCCAUCAUGAUUUCCACAUGAAAGCACUUUAAGGCACUGGAUUUUAAGAUAAUGUUUUCAGAAAACUCAAAGCAUAUGGGUUUCUGAAAUAUUUCAUGGACUCAUUUCCCCCCCCAGGAAAUUUUUCUUAUGGAAAAAAAUUGCUUUUGUAUGUAGAACAGGAACUUUUUGUACUACGGUGAUGCUAUAGAUAUGUCUAACGUAACUUUUACUUUCCCUGUGAAAGCUGUAUGUCUGUGCUGUGACUGGCUUUCAUCACAAUAUUGUUCAAUUCCACAAUGUAUGGACAUUAAACUCUGACAUAGUGUUCCUUCUUUUUUGUAAACAUAACUUCAAGUCCUUUUUCUUGUUUUAUUUUUUAAUGUUUUAUUGCUUUAUGAAAAUGUUUAACCCUGCGACCCUUCUAGAUUACAUAUACUGUAUAAAGAAGCAAUUACCCUUAAAACUGUACUCUGCCCUACUUUUCUAUUUUACAAUUAAAUAUCUUUUCCACAUA